AUGCCAACUGCACACAUUGAUCUGUUCCCCAAAAUUUCCAAGCUCUUCGAGCAAAGGGCUUUUCAGAAACCCUCCCACAUCUCAGCACCAGAAAGCGAAGGGCUAUUUAACCAUCUAUACUUCGUAACCCUGCCAUCAACACCUGCUGGCUUCACAUGUAACGAAUUUUUCGUCAGAUUGUCACAUCCCUCCCACCCAUUUGUCAAAACCAGAAACGAAGUCGGUUGGCUCCAGUAUUUCCACCAGCACGCACCACCAUCCUUCAACAAGAGGAUUCCUAAACUUCUAUUUUUCAGUGAUACUACAAAUGAACUGGGUCAUGAAUAUACAGUUAUCGAAAAGCUCCCAGGUGAAACACUUUGUGACAUAUGGGAGGAUAUAGAGCCAUCCACCUUGGUGACAGCAGUUGUAGACGUCGUACAGGAAAUCCGGAGCCUCACUUCGAAACUUCCACAGAGAUGGUUUGGUGGUUUCACCCCAGAAUUCAAGCCAGGACCUUACGUGGAAUGCACAACGUAUUCUCUCAGUCACAUCAAGCAGCAUUGGUCGACGUACCCGGACGAAACUUACGAAACGCUAAACCUUACAACACCGUUUAAUAGCCUUGCAGAAUACUGGAAGGCAAGAAUCUCAAGGGACAUACGGAUUAUCGAAAAACACAAACAUUGUGAAGAACUACGGACAAAAUAUCUUGAAAAACUAAAGGCACUUCCUGAUAUACCUGAAAGUGUUCAUAACGCGAAGCCUUUCCUCGCCCAUCGGGAUUUGGUAUUGGGAAACUUGUUAUGGGACAGGAAGAUCCAGAAAAUCACUGGGAUUUUGGAUUGGGAAUUUGCUGGCAUGUAUCCUUUAUCGGACUGGAACCCAGGGAACACAUUAUGGACGACUAAACAGCAAAAGAAGAAGGAUGGCAAAGUCACACAGGGGACACUUUUCAGUCUACUGGACAAGGAACUGAAGGCUAGGGGUCUAGAUGAUACCGAUCAAAUGUUUCGGGAAGAGUUGUGA
Molecule: messenger RNA, 1008 nt
Organism: Orbilia oligospora ATCC 24927
Lineage: Eukaryota; Fungi; Ascomycota; Orbiliomycetes; Orbiliales; Orbiliaceae
Exons: 2
Coding region: 1-1008 (335 amino acids)
Source: RefSeq, a predicted model, not a curated record